Stereum hirsutum FP-91666 SS1 is the source of this 1662-nucleotide messenger RNA. RefSeq names its product Zinc/iron permease. The transcript is spliced from 9 exons. Gene Ontology annotation, biological process: zinc ion transmembrane transport. Lineage: Eukaryota; Fungi; Basidiomycota; Agaricomycetes; Russulales; Stereaceae. Gene Ontology annotation, molecular function: zinc ion transmembrane transporter activity. Gene Ontology annotation, cellular component: plasma membrane. The coding region runs from base 1 to 1662 and encodes 553 amino acids. The record is from RefSeq and is a predicted model, not a curated record.
AUGUUUGUCUCACGCACCUGGCCUACUUUGCAAGAAACUCAGUCGCUAAAGAUACUGGGAAAGCAGCCGGCCUACGACCACGAUGAUCGCCACAGUGGCACCGAAGAGGAUGGGAGCGCAAAGGGGACAGAUCUUUCGUGGAGGGUGGCCAUGAUGUUCGUGAUUUUCUUCGUCUCUUUGUUCGCUGCAUCCUUCCCUGCAAUAUCGAAGCGAGUCAGGUCUCUACGGAUACCCCGCAUCCUUUUCUUCAUAGGCAAGCACUUUGGGACUGGCGUCAUCUUGUCCACCGCAUUCGUCCACCUCCUCCAAGACGCCUUCGAACGCCUCACGGACCCAGCAGUCAAGAAACAGACAAACGUCGGACAUUGGACGGGCCUCAUUGUUCUUGGGUCGCUCUUGACCAUAUUCCUCGUCGAAUAUGUGUCAACUUCCUAUGUCGACCGCCUCCAAUCAUAUCCCUCCGCGCCUCCAUCACCUAAACUCGAACCAUCUACGCCGCUCCCUCCGUCGCCAGACCAUUCACCCCACGACCUGCCCUCCUCCGACUCCCCCGCAACAUCCAAUACAACACUAAAUGAACAAACUCCCCUCCUAUCUGCUUCCUCCAACGUCAACGCCAACUUAAAUCCGCCAUCCCGCCGCUUCUCCGCACCCAGCGUCCAGCAAGGCGCACACUCCUACCACCACUCACGUACGAAUGACUUUAGCACGAACACGAACACGAUACCACACACGCAUACGCAUACGCAUGGGCUAGGGAUCUUGGAAGGACAUCAUAGACACGAAUCGAGAGGGAGCCAUGGAUGUCAUCAUGCGACGAGUAGGAAGAACAGUAAUGUCGUUGAGGUCCUCGAGGAGGAUACGGAGGGCGAUAGAGAUGAAGAUGGUGAUGGAGAUAGUGGGCCUGUGGUGCCGAAUGGACAUCAUCGUGCGCAGUCUGCUGGAUCGUGUUCCCAGUCGCAGAAGUAUAGUCAUGGAGGCGGGAGCGGGAAAGGGCACGGACAUGCGGGACAUAGCCAUGGAGAUUUGGAGGCGUUGAUGGAGGAUGGGGAUGACUGCGGCCAUGAUGACGAAUAUGGAGGUGAACAAGGCGAGAUUUGCGACCAUGAUGAUGGAGAUGUCGAGAUUGGUAGAAAGAGGCAGGUCGUUGGUAUUCUGGUCCUGCAAAUGGGCAUCAUGAUACAUUCGCUCGUUAUAGGCCUCACACUCGCCAUCGCCUCCGGUGCUGAUUUCACCUCCCUCGUAACAGCAAUAGUCUUCCACAACCUCUUCGAAGGCCUCUCCCUCGGCAUCCGCAUCGCAGGCCUCCCCGCUCCCUCACAAUUACCUACCGAAACAACCACACCACAGAGCAGGCGGAGGUUCUCGUGGUUGAAGCCGACACUGGCGGUGCUGUUUGCGGUGACGACGCCGGUGGGCAUUAUCAUCGGGUUGUUGGCGUUCGAGAGUGGGGGGUCCGGUGGGAACUCGGUUCGCCUGAAACUCAUCGAAGGUAUCAUGUCCGCCAUAUCGGCUGGGAUGCUCAUCUACGCAGCAUGCGUCGAGAUGCUAGCGGGAGAUUUCGUGCUCGAUCCGACGCUGUGGAGGAGCGGAGUGCGGAGGCAGGUGCUUGCGUUGGUCAGUCUUGGGGCGGGAGUGGCGGGGAUGGGGUUGAUUGGGUGA